ACGACGCACGGGCCGGACACAAAGCAUUGGGAGAGAGCAGCGACAAAGCUACCCACCGUCGAGAAUCAAAAAACGCCCGGAGAAAACAUGGCGCGCGGCUUCUGCGCCGUUGUUGGGGCGCUGCUGGUAGGCCAGGCGACCGCGUUUUUCGGCUCGCCAUCGGCGUUCAUGACGGGCACCAUGUCGCCCGGCCUCAGGACGCCGGGAGCGACGUCGGCUCUCGGGCGGGAGGCGAGGACCUACCGACGAUUGUCGACGGCGAAGUCGGGGGCCGCCUCCACGGUGAUGAUGCCCAUCGGCGUGCCUAAGGUGGCGUACCGAGUGCCAGGGGCGCCUACCGCGGACUGGGUGGACAUCUACAACCGGCUCUACCGUGAGCGGAUCAUUUUCUUGGGGCAAGAGAUCGACGACGAGCUGGCCAAUCAGAUCAUCGGGGUUCUGCUGUACCUCGAUUCCGAAGACAGUACGAAGCCCAUCUACCUGUACGUCAACUGCCCCGGUGGCUCGGUCAUCGCCGGCCUGGCCCUCUUCGACACCAUGCAGCACAUCCGCUCAGAAGUGGUGACGAUCAACGUCGGGCUUGCCGCAUCGAUGGCUUCGUUCAUCCUCGCGGCGGGGGCGAAGGUGGAGGCGACACAGAUCAUGCACAUCCGCGACAACAUCGUCCGGAUGUACGCCAUGAUGACGGGGCAGACCCAGGAGCAGAUCACCAUUGACCUGGACCGCGAUAACUUCAUGUCGGCACAAGCGGCCGCCGACUACGGCCUCGUGGACAACGUAAUAAAGCUCUCCAAGAAAUAGAGAACAAGGGGGGGCAUGCUAAGAACCCGUAUGUUGCCGCGUGUUGGUGUAGACAGCAGUAAUGGGUGGUGUUUGGUCCGUCCGCAAGUGUGUCACUUGUCGAGCGUGCACGCGCACAUGCCGUAGGGUCGAUCGGGCGAUAGGCGAGACGGGGGGUCAACAGAAGUUCUUCUCGGGAAGAGCUUCGAUUUUGAGUAAGUAGUUUGUUUUGGCGGCGACGGUGUGGGUGAGGUUUCUUGGGACGUGGCAUGUGGCUCGAUGACGGCGCGGAGCUUGCUUCUUCUACGUUUAUUUUCAUUCAAUCCCACGCGACUCGUAGCAGGCCUACGUAUCAUACCUGGGGUGUUUUGCACCGCUGGGUAGAAGGCCUCGGCUGAACCCGAACAAGUAAGAGGCAGUAAAUUGUGUUCAAACUAAUGCUCCUGGGCUUCUGCCUUGUUCUUGCUCAAGUGGUGCAAGUGCGGGUGGAAUGUUUGCUGCGGCUGCUAGAUGCUGCGUCUCGGAGGCUUGCUUGGAGUUUGGCGCACGCGGCGCUUCAUUUGAUUCGGAGGUCUCGCGGAAACGCCUUUCUUUGUCGUGCUCGGCCAGAGGACCCUACCGCACAGUUUGUGUGGCGUCGUUACCGUUGUUGCCUUGCGGUCGUGACAUCAGCGGCAGGACCCACCAGAGAUGUGACGUAUCUGCGUGCCGACAUCAAGACCUUCCGACUGCUUGUU
Messenger RNA from Ectocarpus siliculosus, 1517 nucleotides. The record is from the annotation of a GenBank genome assembly. NCBI's taxonomy places the organism in Eukaryota, Phaeophyceae, Ectocarpales, Ectocarpaceae.